CGCAGCUACAAUGGGCUUUCUUUGCUGAGCGAAGUUGAGUCAACAAGCCGGGAAACGCGCUCCUUGGAUUCAUGUGGCACCUUUACGCUCACAGCUUUCUUUUCUACUGCGCCGAGGGACUUUCAACUGAACUCGGUGGCGAUACAAACCCGUUGUGCUUUGGGGGAUGUGUUAAGAGACUAUAGUUGAGUUUCAACCACUAAAAACGACCAGUCAUUAAAUAGUCUACCUGCGAAUCUGCUGCAGGAGGGGGGAGUUUUGCCAGCAAGCGGGACACUGCAGAGUACUUAAACAGUGAGGGAUCUGUACAGAAGUGAACGAUGCUCAGACUGGAGACCAUCAUUUGCACUUUUUCUGUGCUGUCUGUUGCGGCAAGAGCCGAAUUUAAAGCGAGGAAUUGCAGCGAGGUGAGGGAGGCUUCCAUCGCGAAAGGCUUUGGCUUCUCACAUGUUCCCCAUCAGGAGAUCCCAGGGACACAUCUUCGUGUAUGUCUUCAGGGAAACACAUGUUGCACCGAGGAAAUGGAGGACAGAUUUGGCCAACAGAGUAAACAAGACUUUGAGAAUCUGGUUGAUGAAAUGAGUCACACACUGAGAAGCACCUUUGUUUCGAGACAUAAAAGAUUUGAUGAAUUUUUCCUGGAGCUGCUGGAGAACACGGAGAGGUCCCUGAAUGACAUGUUUAUGAGGACUUACGGCAAGCCUUACAUGCAGAAUGCAGAGGUCUUUGAGAACCUGUUUGCUGAACUGAAGCGCUAUUACACUGGAGGGAAUGUUAACCUAGAGGAAAUGCUUAAUGACUUUUGGUCACGGCUGCUGGAGCGUAUGUUCACACUGCUCAACUCCCAGUAUGUCAUCACUGAGGACUAUCUGGAGUGUAUCAGUAAGUACACCGACCAGCUGAAGCCCUUUGGAGACGUGCCCAGGAAGCUCAAGGCUCAGGUUACCCGCGCAUUCAUCGCUGCACGCACAUUUGUCCAGGGGCUCUCCGUUGGCCGGGAGGUAGCCCAGAGAGUGUCUAAGGUUAGCAGCACUCCAGCAUGUAUUCGAGCAGUGACAAAGAUGCUGUAUUGCCCCUUUUGUCAGAGUAUGCCAGGAGUAAAGCCUUGUAAGAAUUACUGCCUGAAUGUCAUGAAGGGCUGCCUGGCCAAUCAAGCUGAUUUGGACCCAGAGUGGAACCAGUACAUCGAUGCCAUGCUGCUGGUGGCGCAGAGGCUAGAGGGACCUUUCAACAUUGAAUCUGUCAUGGAGCCUAUUGAUGUCAAGAUUUCAGAGGCCAUCAUGAUUAUGCAAGAUAACAGUGCCCAGGUCUCCUACAGGGUUUUUCAAGGCUGUGGUCAGCCAAAACCCGCAGGAAUCACUAGGUCUGCUCGUGGUGUUUCGGAUGUGUUCAACGCCCGCUUCAGGCCCUACAGCCCAGAGGAGAGGCCUACCACUGCAACUGGCACAAGCCUAGACAGACUGAGGAUUGUUUGGAAUGCGAUGCAACACAGUGUGGUUGACAUAAAAGAGAAACUAAAGGACUUCAAGAAAUUUUGGUCCAACCUGCCUGAGGCGAUGUGUGUAGAAGACAGAGUGACCGCUGGAAAUGCCAGCGAAGAGGAGUGCUGGAACGGACACACCAAGGGCAGGUACUUUCCUGAGGUCCAAAAGGAUGGCCUUACCAACCAGGUGAAUAACCCUGAAGUGGGUGUUGACAUCACACGCCCAGACACACUCAUCCGUCAGCAGAUCAUGGCUCUGAGGGUGAUGACUAACAAGCUGAAAAAUGCCUACAAUGGCAAUGAUAUCUACUUUCAAGACUCAAGCGAUGAAGGCAGUGGCUCAGGCAGUGGCAGCGGCUGCACAGAGGUCUGCCCCACAUACAUGGACGGUACGGCUGCGACUGAAAUCCCCGUGGUGAGAGCCGACCGGAGCGGGCCUGUGGAUAACUCUGCCCCGCUCUGUGCACCAUCUGUAGCACUGCCAACCAUGCUGGCCCUUUCAGCCUUGGCACUUCAGCGACAGUGGAGAUAAUGCUAGAGGAACAGGCUAAACAUGGACAGCAGGGGUUUGUUUUUUUUCCUUUUUUUCCCUUUUUUUUUGCAGUUUUUUGUAUUCAGGCAGAUUGGAGCAGACAGCAUUCAGACUGCCAGCUUCAAGGCAAGAAGAGUCUGCUCUGAAAAAGAGAGCAGUCAAGCAUCAUGAGUUCCCACUUUCCCAAAGAUUGUGCAGUGCCAUCCUUAGACUUGAUAUGUUUUGGCAUCACUUCACCAUCUAACAGCGAUGCCACCCCUACUAACUCUGCUUCUGAGAUUUUAGUAAAGGUAUUAUUGUAGGUCUUAAUGUGGAAAAAUAUAACACGCACUUUGAUUGUUUUGAUUUUUUUUUUAUUGCAAAAAAAAUAGUUUAUUGUGUGUUGGAAAAAAUGUUGAGAAUGUGGUCAUUUUAUACACGUGUUAUUUUUUUAAAGCAAAGGAUCCUUUGAUUUGAUCUGAAUGGAACAUGUGGUUUUAACUGACACCUUAUUCCAUUGUCAUGAACUUAUGUGCCAACUAUUCAUUUCUGAUGAGAAGCGUAAUGCUGUCAUGUUUAUUUUUAGAUCAAAUGCAGCUUCUAAAUUGUGUUUCACAAUCAUUUUAACUGUGUCAUAUGGAAAGAUUGUAGUUAAACUAUGUCAUGGGUUGGUUAUGCAUCUGCACAGCUUUUAGCUAUUCUCUUAAAAACCUUUCAGCAGCUGCAUUGUGCUUAAAGUCACUGUUAGGGUUAAGAUUGACAUUUUAUAUACUAAUUUGCCUUGCAGCAAAUUCAUUAUGUGCAAAAAUAUUCUCAUAUCAAACUGGAUCCUUAGGCUUCAAGAGUAGAUAGCCUGGACAGAUUUAUUAUGGAGCAGUUACUCACGUUUAGAGAAGGUGCCGCUAAUAUAUGGGUUAUGCUGUCAAGGUAGAUGCUGCCUCUGCAGCGUUGUGGUGUGCAUGUCCUGGUAUAAAAUAUAUUUAUACCAUGUCAAAUAUUGUGAUUGAUAAUAUAAUUAGUAAGUUAAGGGUUGCACAAUGGGUCUCAUGCAACCACUAAAAUGCAAACUUGUCAGUAAAACUAAUCAAAUACAAAGAGGUGUUUAAGUGCUGCAUACAAGUGUUCUUCUCCCAGCACAGAGGAGGUCAUGUGAAGUCACUGAAAAGCAGGAUUAUCUUCUUUAACUGUGUAAAUGGACGUUUACCAUUUUGCACUCGAAGACCAUUACUAUCAGUUCUUGGGCUGCUGUAACCUCGAUGUUAAUUUACAGUAACUGGGGCUUUUAGCAUUUUCAAAAAAUACUCUAGAAAUAUUUACAGGAUUUUGAGAUGAUUCAUUAAUACUGUAAAUGUUGUUUUCCCUCUUAUUUUUAAGGUUCAGUAACCAACGCAUAUUCUGUGUGUAAAUGAACACUGUAGGACCAAAACUAAAAUACUUUGUGACAGUAUUAACAAGUUGAAAUUACAAAU
Messenger RNA from Pundamilia nyererei, 3463 nucleotides. It is a transcript of the gene gpc6b, whose product is annotated as glypican 6b. Gene Ontology annotation, biological process: regulation of protein localization to membrane; regulation of signal transduction; cell migration. Gene Ontology annotation, cellular component: synapse; cell surface; extracellular region. The record is from RefSeq and is a predicted model, not a curated record. NCBI's taxonomy places the organism in Eukaryota, Metazoa, Chordata, Actinopteri, Cichliformes, Cichlidae. Bases 321 to 2015 code for a protein of 564 amino acids. The transcript is spliced from 10 exons.